AUGGCCUCCGGUGGCCUGAAGCCCAAGUUGGCCUACAUCAUCCUGUACGUGAGGGACGUGGAGAAGGCCGCAUCCUUCUACGACGCCGCCUUCGGCUACACCGUCCGCCGCCUCGACCAGUCCCGCAAGUGGGCGGAGCUGGAGAGCGGGGCGACGACCAUCGCGUUCACGCCGCUGCGCCAGCGGGAGACGGACGCGCGCUCGGGGGAGGUGCAGCUGCCGAACUCGUCGGCCGCCGAGCGGGGCUCCCUGGAGGUCUGCUUCGACUACGAGGACGUCGACGCGGCGUACAGGCGCGCCGUCGAGAACGGGGCGGUGGCCGUGAGCGCGCCGGAGGACAAGCCCUGGGGCCAGAAGUCCGGGUUCGUGCGGGACAUGGACGGCAACGUCGUGCGCAUCGCGAGCUACGUGCGAGAGUAA
Messenger RNA from Miscanthus lutarioriparius, 420 nucleotides. Lineage: Eukaryota; Viridiplantae; Streptophyta; Magnoliopsida; Poales; Poaceae. The record is from the annotation of a GenBank genome assembly.